Messenger RNA from Sclerotinia trifoliorum, 2210 nucleotides. NCBI's taxonomy places the organism in Eukaryota, Fungi, Ascomycota, Leotiomycetes, Helotiales, Sclerotiniaceae. The record is from the annotation of a GenBank genome assembly.
UUCGUUCAUAGCUAGGUGCGAAUAGUCCGCAUAACAUGAAUUCUUCAGUACUCCGCAUGUCCCUGUCGGUACCUACUUAUUAUUAUUAGUGGUACACAGUGGCAAGUAAAGACACGCUGUUAUCUUUAAUCAUUAGCGAGAAGGCUGAUAAAUUCACAGUAGCCGAACCACCAGAUCAUUGAAUAAAGGGAACACCUCUCCUCUUCUUGCUUAUACAAAUCAAAUCCAACUCUCUCUCUCUCUCUUUCUUUAGCACGACCAAUAUUAAGACGUAAGUUUCAAAUCAUUUGGUGACUCCAAUUCUCAGCAAUUCCAUUCAAAUUGCACACUUUUGCACUUUCCCAUUGAAAUUUCCAUUAACACUUUGACUUAUAGGUCCGUGGACAGAAAUACCUUCAACAUGCGUUAUAUCCAGUGUGUUGCAUUAGCUUUUGCAUCAGCUGCAAUUGCUUCGGCUUCUGAUGUAACUUCUCUCACCAAGGAGACAUUCCCAGAUUUCGUCAAGGAGAAUGAUUUGGCCCUUUUAGAGUGUUAGUUUUCCGACGCAACGCAUUUACCUCUUGUGAACUACCAACUAACCUUUCAUCCUAUAGUUUUCGCACCUUGGUGUGGUCACUGCAAAGCAUUGGCACCUGAGUAUGAAGAAGCUGCUACAACAUUGAAGGAGAAGAAGAUCGCCUUGGCCAAGGUUGAUUGCACAGAAGAGGCCGACCUUUGCCAAUCCUACGGCGUCGAGGGUUACCCAACUCUCAAGGUCUUCCGUGGCCCAGACAAUGUCUCCCCAUAUUCUGGUGCAAGAAAAGCUCCAGCGUAAGCAGAUGCAUUGCCACUCAGGAAUCUUUCAUAGCUAACAAUCAUUUUAGGAUCGUCUCAUAUAUGACCAAACAAUCCCUCCCGGCCGUCUCAGUCUUAACCAAGGACACAUUGGAAGAUUUCAAGACUGCCGACAAGGUGGUUUUAGUUGCAUAUUUCGAUGCUGAAGACAAGGCCUCAAAUGCUACCUUUGACACUGUCGCAGAGAAGCUCCGUGACGAUUAUCUAUUCGGUGCCAGCAAUGAUGCAGCUUUGGCAAAGGCUGAGGGUGUUAGCUUCCCAUCCAUCGUUCUUUACAAGUCGUUCGAUGAGGGCAAGGCUAUUUACCCAGAUGCUUUUGAGGUCGAGGUCAUCGAGAAGUUCGCCAAGACUGCAUCAAUCCCAUUGAUUGGUGAAGUUGGCCCAGAAACCUACGCCGGAUAUAUGGCUACUGGACUUCCAUUGGCAUACAUUUUCGCCGAGACUCCAGAGGAGAGAACUGCCCUCGCCGAGGCUCUUAAGCCAAUUGCUGAAAAGCACCGUGGCGCAAUCAGCUUUGCAACCAUCGACGCAAAGGCUUUCGGAGCUCACGCUGGUAACUUGAACCUCGAGGCUGAUAAGUUCCCUGCUUUUGCUAUCCAAAAUACUGUCGACAACAAGAAAUAUCCUUUCGACCAAAAGAACGAGGUCACUGAAGCUACCAUCAGCAAGUUCGUCCAACAAUACUUUGACGGAAAAGUUGAGCCAAGUAUCAAGUCUGAGCCAAUCCCAGAGACGCAAGAAGGUCCAGUUCAAAUUGUUGUAGCUCACAACUACGAUGACAUCGUUUUGGAUGAUAAGAAAGAUGUUCUGAUUGAGUUCUACGCUCCAUGGUGUGGACACUGCAAGGCUCUUGCACCAAAAUACGAUAUCCUCGCUGGUCUUUACGCGGAUGCUGGUCACACUGACAAGGUUACCAUCGCUAAGGUUGAUGCUACUCUCAACGAUGUUCCAGAUGAGAUUCAAGGUUUCCCAACCAUCAAGUUGUACAAGGCUGGAGACAAGAAGAACCCAGUCACCUACAAUGGCAGCCGUAGCAUCGAGGAUUUGAUUAAGUUUGUUAAGGAGAACGGCAAACAUGAGGUUGAAGUUACCUAUGACGAGACCGCCCCAGAGGCUGAGAAGCCUGUUGCUGAGUCUUUGGCCAAGCAAGCAGAGGCAGCUACUGAAUCAGCAAAGAGCGCUGCUAAGGAGGCUAAGGAGACCGUCUCUAGCAAGGUCGCUGAGGCCACUGAGGCCGCAGCUGCUGAGGAGCACGACGAGUUGUGAUUUAUUUUCAAAAGAAAAUUGGGGUUUCAUCUGUAUUGUCUAUCGGGGUUGCCUCUCCUGAGAUUGUUAAACUCAAUAAUAUCCAAGCGAAAUGAGAAAUAUUUUAUUUA